UUUGGAUUUUAUGGAAAACAAGAUAACAAGUUAAGUACAACAGAAUUAAAUAAAAAUAUACAUAAAGCUUUAGCUGAACUAGAAGAAUUUAAUAAAAAGAUUGAUAAAGAUAUUGUUAAUAGUAUUAGUACAAAUAAGGGUGAAU
Molecule: messenger RNA, 145 nt
Organism: Funneliformis caledonium
Lineage: Eukaryota; Fungi; Glomeromycota; Glomeromycetes; Glomerales; Glomeraceae
Source: the annotation of a GenBank genome assembly